AUGGUGGAGGUGGUGGUGGCUGACGGUAUUAGUGGCAACGGGCGGUGGUGGUCGGUGGAUAACAGUGGUUAUGAAGAUAGUGGUGGUGGUUAUGGUGGAGGUGAGGUGGCAAUGAAUGGUGGUGGCCGGUGGAGGUCAUGGAGGAGGUUGUUUACAGUAGAGGAUGAGUUGAUGGUGGCGAACGACAGUAGUGGUGGUGGCAAUGGACGGAAAAGAUGGACUGAUGGUUUACUUAGGAAGUUGUGUGAGAAACAAGGAAUCCAAUACGAUUAUGGUAAGGGUCGUUUGGAAGAUCGAUCACAGAUUCUAGCUGAUAUCCAGAAUGUUAAGCCCACCCAUGUUUUCAAUGCUGACGAUGUCACUAGCAGACCCAAUGUUGAUUGUUGCGAAUCUCACAAGACAGAAACGAUCCGUACCAAUGUCUCUGGCACGCUAACUUUAGCAGACAUGUGCAGGGAACAUGGGAUCUUGAUGAUGAAUUUUGCGACUGGAUGCAUAUUCGAAUAUGAUNNNNCACAUCCUGAAGGUUCAGGCAUUGGUUUCAAGGAAGAAGACACACCCAAUUUCACUGGUUCCUUCUAUUCUAAAACCAAGGCUAUGGUUGAGGAGCUGUUAAAAGAAUACGAUAACGUGUGCAUCCGGAGAGUUCGAAUACCAAUAUCAUCAUACCUCAAUAACCCUCGAAACUUUGUGAACAAGAUUGCUCGUUACGAUAAAGUAGUCAACAUUCCCAACAACAUGAGCCUAUUGGAUGAGCUUUUGCCGAUAUCCGUUGAAAUGGCGAAGAGGAACCUGAAAAGAAUCUGGAACUUCACAAACGUGGGGGUGGUGAGCCAUAACGAGGUCCUGGAGAUGUACAAACAAUACAUAAGUCCGCAAUUCAAAUGGACAAACUUCACACUGGAAGAACAAGCCCGUGUGAUAGUAACCGCACAGAGCAAUAUUGAGAUGGAUACAUCCAAGUUGAAGAAAGAGUUCCCAAAAUUGCUAUUGGUCAAAGAAUCAUUGAUCAAUUACGUAUUCAAACCCAACAAAGAAGCCAAGGAUUUAGGAGAAAUCCCAAGUCCUGAACUAAUUGGCGGACGGAAGAGGACGAAGAGACGCGCAACAGAGCUGCUGUUUGGGCAAAAGAAAACGAAGAAACAACACAUCAAGGCUGUUGCCUGCUGUUGCUAUUUGCUGCUGCUGCUUGUUGAUCGAAAAGAGCACGACAGUCCUUCUCCUUGCUGCUGUUUGUACAAUGGAAAAAGGAGAAACAGCACAGCAGAGUUGCUGUUUGCUGUUACAGUUUGGCGAAACACGGCGUCAGCGAUUGUGCGGGCAGAAAACGAAGGAACAGGACAGCAGCGACUGCUGCUUGUUGUCCGUUGUUUGUUGCUGUCAGGUGCGGUCCGAAUCACAGAGGAGCCAAGGGGCAGGGGCGUGGUUGGAGGGCGUGCAGCGAUGAAACGGCUUCGACAGUGGCUGCUGUUCGGCGAUGCACAACAGUGA
This is a messenger RNA of Cynara cardunculus var. scolymus (artichoke), 1491 nucleotides long. Its product is annotated as bifunctional dTDP-4-dehydrorhamnose 3,5-epimerase/dTDP-4-dehydrorhamnose reductase-like. The transcript is spliced from 6 exons. Gene Ontology annotation, molecular function: methionine adenosyltransferase regulator activity. The record is from RefSeq and is a predicted model, not a curated record. The coding region runs from base 1 to 1491 and encodes 496 amino acids. Lineage: Eukaryota; Viridiplantae; Streptophyta; Magnoliopsida; Asterales; Asteraceae. Gene Ontology annotation, biological process: S-adenosylmethionine biosynthetic process. Gene Ontology annotation, cellular component: methionine adenosyltransferase complex.